This is a messenger RNA of Nelumbo nucifera (sacred lotus), 643 nucleotides long. Its product is annotated as polyamine-modulated factor 1-binding protein. Lineage: Eukaryota; Viridiplantae; Streptophyta; Magnoliopsida; Proteales; Nelumbonaceae. The record is from RefSeq and is a predicted model, not a curated record.
ACCGUUUCCUUAUUUUCAUGGCUGGCGACUGGCGUGCCCGUGUUUCAUUGGGGUCGCAGGGGAGUGAUGCAACUACCGUCGUAGAAGAUUUGAACUAAUGCUCAUUAUUACCCAUGUUAGCGUCGUCUUGUGUAGCGGGAAAUCCACUUGGCAAAUGCGCGCCUAUAAAUUUACGAAAGAGAAACUGCUCUGCACUCGGCUUCACCUGCUCUCAAUUUCACUGUCGUUCUCGAAAUGGAACCUUCGAAAUCUUUAGCGAUAACAGUUUCGCCUCCCUCAGAAAGCUUAGCUCUUCCUCCUCCAGAAUCUGAAUUUCAGCUUUCAAAUCUCAUUUACGAUGUCUCUCAACAGGUGCAAGAAGCAAUGAGUAACAUGCUUAAGAUGAUAAAUGAAAUAGAUCAAAACUCUGCUGGGAUAGUGGAGGAGAUAGAGAAGUGCAAAGAAUCUGCCAAUGAGAAGAAGAAACUAUUAGAUGAAGAGAAGGAACACUUCCAGAGAGCUGCAUAUACUGUUUUAGAUAUGCUCAACAACAGGGAUGUCAGCUAAAAGCUGUCAGCAGAUCCUGCAAAUUUGGGCACAGUUAGAGUUGAUAUCUCAGAAAGGAAUUGGAAUGAACUUGUGAGAAAGGAGCUAUCAUACCACU